Ictalurus furcatus (blue catfish) is the source of this 2005-nucleotide messenger RNA. Its product is annotated as cerebellin-1. The coding region runs from base 619 to 1215 and encodes 198 amino acids. The transcript has 4 exons. Gene Ontology annotation, cellular component: glutamatergic synapse; synaptic cleft. Gene Ontology annotation, molecular function: protein binding. The record is from RefSeq and is a predicted model, not a curated record. NCBI's taxonomy places the organism in Eukaryota, Metazoa, Chordata, Actinopteri, Siluriformes, Ictaluridae.
CUCUUAAGGGUUGUAGGAUGUAAAUAGAGUGACUAAAAAUAUAGGACCAGGGAUAGGAUGCAUUGAAUCUGUAUAGUGCGUUUAGUAGGGAAAUGAAUACAUUUAGCCUAAGUGCUAUAGUAUAUUUUGAAUGAAUAAAAUAUGAAGUACUGAUAAUAAGACCUAUUGAAUCUGUGUGUUAUGUUCCAAAGAAAAGAUAGAGGCUGUACGAUCCCUUUGUAGGUCAAUAUUUUUGGUUUUUAUGGGUGUGUAGAACAAACUCUGUUCCAAGCUUCACAGGUCCACCACAUCUCCUGUUUCAAGCCUGAUCGAUCUGCUUUCAUGUAGACUUUGCUGUUGGUCUGAUAUGCCUGAUGGAAAGUCUCUAAAAUAGGAGCAAAAGAACAAUGGCAGGGAGCCUUACAAUGAAUAAUAUAUAGAUAAAAUAAAAUCAUUAGCUAGAUAGAACUGGAUUUAUCCAAUUUGAGGUUCAAGCAGAGACUAUAAACUGUAGCUUCACAGCUCUGACAAGCAUAAUAUGUUUACAAAUUUCUGACUAUUCCUGUAUUUCACAUAAUUAUCUACAAUCACCAUCAAAGAAAGCAAAAAAGUCAAAUACAUAAUUUGAAGCAUAAGAAGAUGGAUGGUCCAGCAUUAGGCCACCUCGUUCUCUCUCUCUCUGGGAUCUUCCUUCUAUGUCCAUUGUUGGUGAAAACUCAGAAUGACACAGAGCCCAUUGUACUAGAGGGGAAGUGUUUGGUAGUGUGUGACUCCACUCCAACUACAGAACCAGGAGGUAAUGCACUGGGAAUGUCAGUUCGCUCCGGUUCAGGACGCGUUGCCUUUUCUGCCAUCCGCAACAAUAACCAUGAACCAUCAGAGAUGAGCAACCGGACAAUGACUAUUUAUUUUGAUCAGGUCUUGGUAAAUAUUGGCAGCCAUUUUGACCCUGCACGGAGCAUCUUCCUGGCACCUAGAAAAGGGGUGUACAGCUUCAGCUUCCAUGUCGUCAAAGUUUACAAUAGACAGACGAUACAGGUAAGCUUGGUGUUGAAUGGUUGGCCAGUGAUUUCAGCCUUUGCAGGGGACCAGGAUGUGACACGUGAAGCGGCAACCAAUGCAGGGCUGAUUACCAUGGAGAGAGGAGACAAGGCCUACCUCAAACUUGAGCGAGGAAACCUAAUGGGUGGCUGGAAGUAUUCAACCUUUUCUGGGUUUCUUGUUUUCCCUUUAUAGAAGGCAUCAUUUUUCAGAACUGUUCAUAUACCCUAAUUUCAUUCUUUUUUUUCUGUUUUGAGCUAUUUAUCAUCAUUAUAUUCCUAUGAUUUGCAUUAGCUACAUGAAUGACAUCUGAAACAGAUCAGAUGAAGACACUGGAACAAAUGUGCGACAUCCUGAUGUGGGAAUUUUAUUAAGAUCAAAGUGCAAACGGUUACAGAUGGAUACAUGGCCACAUACUCAUUUCUAUUUAUUAUCACCAGUGCCAUCUGUUAAUGUGGCAAAACAGGUCAGCAGAGAGCCAAAUAAAAGACUGGUCACUUUGCCAGGAAACUGCAGGUCCCAGUGUAAACCUUGGCUGUGAUCAUAAAUUAGAAGCAUGGUAUUUGUACUGGCUGUGUAUUUUGUUUAUUUAUUUAUUUUUUAGCAAAUUAGGAGUAGUGUCACAUUUCACAAAAGCUAAAUGGAAUGCUUAGAUAUGUAUAUAUGUAGAGUAUUGGAUGUCAUCUUAGGAUGUCCUGUUCUAUAAUAAAAAUGCUCUUUAGAACAUUUUGAUUUGCAUGGUGUCAUGCAUUUGUAAGCAUCAGUAUUAAUUAUAGACUUACAGACAGUACUUACAGAUGUUCCUGUCUGCAUAAUCAGGAAGAGCCCCCUCCCUAGCACUCCAGUUUGGGAUAUUGAGUAUCAUGCAGGGAUGAUGCUGAUCUUGCGGUUCCACAUACAUGAAAUUCCGGUGACAGAUGGAGGAGUUGGCAGAUAGUUACUUGGGAGUUGCCAGAAACCUGCUGAUUACACCAUGCAUGCUGUC